Molecule: messenger RNA, 645 nt
Organism: Lottia gigantea (owl limpet)
Lineage: Eukaryota; Metazoa; Mollusca; Gastropoda; Lottiidae
Exons: 4
Coding region: 1-645 (214 amino acids)
Biological process (GO): positive regulation of DNA-templated transcription; cell fate specification; regulation of transcription by RNA polymerase II
Cellular component (GO): nucleus
Molecular function (GO): RNA polymerase II cis-regulatory region sequence-specific DNA binding; DNA-binding transcription factor activity, RNA polymerase II-specific
Source: RefSeq, a predicted model, not a curated record
AUGCCUUACCCAGCACCAUUCAGGCCCUUUGGGGUACCUGAAACCAAUGACCCAGAUGUGCAAGAUGAUCCUAAAAUUGAAUUGGAAAACGACGAUUUAUGGAAAACCUUUCAUAAGAUCGGAACCGAGAUGGUCAUCACCAAGACUGGCAGACGAAUUUUCCCAGCUUACAAAGCCAAAAUUUCAGGAUUAGAUAAGAAAUCCAAAUAUAUUUUACUAUUGGAUAUAGUUCCAUGUGACGACUGCCGAUAUAAAUUUCAUAAUGGUAAAUGGAUGGUUGCUGGAAAAGCAGAUCCAGAAAUGCCUAAAAGAAUGUACAUCCAUCCAGAUUCACCCUGUACCGGCGAGCAAUGGAUGCAGAAACCAGUUUCCUUCCAUAAACUCAAACUAACCAACAAUAUUUCAGAUAAAAGUGGGGCGGCUAUAUUGAAUUCCAUGCAUAAAUACCAACCACGAAUUCACUUAGUAAGAGCUAGUGAUCUCCUACGAAUGGCAUACAGUCCCAAUAAAACAUUUGUCUUCGAAGAAACACAAUUUAUUGCUGUUACUGCUUAUCAAAAUGAAAAGAUCACCCAAUUGAAAAUCGACCAUAAUCCAUUUGCUAAAGGUUUCCGAGAAAAUGGCGGAGGGCGUGGCAAAAAGUAA